GACUGUGCACAGCUGACAGUCGCGCGGGCGAGGGACCUUCAAGGAUGGCGGCGUCCGCAGCGCUGAUCCUGCCCGAGAGCCCCAGCAUGAAGAAAGCGGUGCCGCUGAUAAAUGCAAUAGACACGGGGAGAUUCCCACGACUUCUCAGCCGGAUUCUUCAAAAGCUCCACUUGAAGGCCGAGAGCAGUUUCAGUGAAGAAGAGGAAGAAAAACUUCAGGCUGCAUUCUCUCUAGAGAAACAAGAACUUCACCUGGUUCUGGAGACAAUAUCAUUUGUUUUGGAACAGGCAGUGUAUCACAACGUGAAGCCAGCAGCACUGCAGCAGCAAUUAGAGACGAUUCAUCUUACGAAAGACAAAGCGGAAGCCUUUGCCAGUGCUUGGUCGGCUAUGGGUCAGGAGACAGUUGAGAAGUUCCGCCAGAGGAUCCUGGGCCCUCACAAGCUAGAGACAGUAGGAUGGCAGCUUAACCUGCAAAUGGCCCACUCGGCUCAAGCAAAACUGCAGUCACCUCAGGCCGUGCUGCAACUGGGAGUGACCAUGGAAGAUGCAAAGAACAUGGAGAAAGUUCUAGUGGAAUUCAACCACAAGGAGCUGUUCGAUUUCUACAACAAGCUGGAGACCAUACAAGCGCAGCUGGACUCCCUCACAUGAUGUUCUUGAAGACUGGCUUCCUUCGCCAUCACAUUCCGGCCACCUCACUCUUUCACACUGAAGAGAGACUGCCCAAGUAUAUUUUCUAGAGGAUUCGGUGACUCUAUUGCUACAGAUAAUAUGACUUAUUGCAUCUUAGACAAAUAGCAGUGAUGGGAGAUCACAGUAGGAGCACUGGGUUUCGACUGUGCCUUCUCUCCUCACAGGAGCAAUUGUUGAGAAAACGGAAGAAGUAAGGAGUGAAUGCCAUGCUGCUUUUUCUUUUCUCUCUCUCUCUCUCUUUAACAAUUAUUUUAUUAGAUAUUUUCUUCAUUUACAUUUCAAUGCUAUCCCAAAAGUCCCCUAUACCCUAACCCUACCCCGCUCCCCAUCCCUCCCACUCCUGCUUCUUGGCUCUGAUGUUCCCCUGUACUGCGGCAUAGAAAGUUUGCAAGACCAAAGGGCCUCUGUUUUUUCUGUCAGAUUGCUUUCAGGGAUCAAGGAAAGUCUGUAGGCAGAAGGUAUGAUGGUGCCCUAGCAGAGUAUGAAACCUUACCCAUUACAGUAAUUAAUUAGGGAAGCAGCCGCAGGCCGUCAAAUGUUUUGGCAUUUGUCCUGCAACAUUCUUUUGCUUGAGGUAUAGUGCAGGAAAGAAAUCUAAAAUGGUGCCAGUACUGCUGUGAGUUCAUCCCACUGCGCUCCCCUUGACUCCCCCUGAAUGUUCCUGACUUUAAUGACUUCAAAAUCAUCUAGGUUUACAUAUAUCUCUGCAGAUUACUAACAGUGCACUUCUCAGUGUUUCAGAUUGCGAAUGAAAACUUGACCUGUAAUGAGUAUGACAUGAGAAUCUUACAUGUUCACUCAAAAACUUUAUGCAUCCUUUUAUGAAUAUACAUGUUCACUGGUUUCAGUCAAUAAAAAUUUUCUACCUUAGAAUUAUUUAAA
Messenger RNA from Mus caroli (Ryukyu mouse), 1577 nucleotides. It is a transcript of the gene Commd10, whose product is annotated as COMM domain containing 10. The record is from RefSeq and is a predicted model, not a curated record. NCBI's taxonomy places the organism in Eukaryota, Metazoa, Chordata, Mammalia, Rodentia, Muridae.